ACAGCAACACUGCUAUUGGUGACGUUUCCGAGAGUGCGCAGGCAAAAGAGAAUAUUCAUCGAAAUAAAAUAAGAUUAAAUUAGUUAUUUGCCUAUUUAAUUGAUGAAGUGAUGUUAUUAAUUAUGAUUAUGUAGUUUUUUACUUUAAGUACGGAGUCAAUAACUGUAUUUACAUAGUAUUUUAGCAACGGAAGUCGUGUAAUAACAUCACGUCAUGUCGUUGUAUGUGGUUUGCGCAUUGCUGCUUUUGACGCCUAUUCGAGCAUUUUAUUUGCCGGGUUUGGCUCCAGUAAACUAUUGUAUAGCUAGUGAUGACACUAGCAAAUCGUGCAAGACGGAAAUCCCGCUGUAUGUGAAUAGAUUGAACACAGAAGAAUCAGUGAUUCCAUUUGAGUAUCACCACUUUGAUUUCUGUACUACUGAUGAAAGUCAAUCACCUGUGGAGAAUCUCGGUCAAGUCGUCUUCGGCGAACGAAUACGACCAAGUCCUUAUAAGCUCGAAUUCCUUCAAAAUGUUGAGUGUAAACCAGUGUGCACGAAGACAUAUAGGGGCUCGGACUCCGAUUCUAACAAACGGUUGAAUCUGCUGAAGAUGGGCAUGGCUCUCUCUUACCAGCACCAUUGGAUUCUAGACAACAUGCCUGUGACUUGGUGUUACUUGGUUAAUGAGGGAGGGAAGACUUACUGCAGUACUGGGUUCCCGAUGGGCUGCCAAGUGCGCAAAGACAUGGACACAUGCACACCGAUUGUGAACGGUCAUUCAAGUCGUAUCGGCGCUUACUACCUUUUCAACCAUGUAGACUUGGAGAUCACGUAUCACAGUGGUAGUGAAGAGGAGUGGGGCGUUGCAUUCGGUGAAAAUGGCGGUCGAAUUAUAUCUGCUAAGGUGAAACCAGCUAGCAUUCGACACACAAACCCAUUAAAACCGGAUUGUUCUGCCCGUGGAGCUGAACUGCUCAUACCAACUGAAAUCGAUUCUGACAAAGUCUUCAACAUCACAUACACUUACAGUGUUACCUUUAAAAAGAACAACACUAUCAAAUGGUCUUCACGAUGGGACUACAUACUCGAAUCUAUGCCACAAACGAACAUUCAAUGGUUCUCCAUUCUAAACUCUUUGGUGAUAGUCUUGUUCCUCAGUGGUAUGGUUGCCAUGAUUUUACUGAGGACUCUGUACAAAGAUAUAGCGAGGUACAACCAAAUGGAAUGUGGGGAAGAUGCACAGGAAGAAUUUGGUUGGAAGUUAGUGCACGGUGACGUAUUCCGGCCUCCACGUCGAGGUAUGCUGCUGGCCGUGUUCCUCGGAUCUGGAUCUCAGGUGUUCGGCAUGACUUUGGUGACUCUAGCGUUUGCUUGCCUGGGUUUCCUGUCCCCGGCUAACCGUGGUGCUCUGAUGACGUGUGCGCUGGUCGCCUGGGUGUUGCUCGGAGCUGCCGCUGGUUACGUCAGCGCUAGGAUCUACAAGAGCUUCGGCGGCAGGAGGUGGAAGAGCAAUAUUCUGUUGACCUCAAUGGUGUGCCCUGGUGUGGUGUUCUCUCUGUUCUUCAUAAUGAACUUGGUGCUGUGGGGUAAGGGAUCAUCCGCGGCCGUACCCUUCUCAACUCUAGUGGCUCUGCUCGCUCUCUGGUUCGGUGUCUCAGUACCGCUCACCUUUAUCGGAGCUUACUUCGGAUUUAGGAAGAGGAUCUUAGACCACCCAGUGCGCACGAACCAGAUUCCCCGACAAAUCCCAGAGCAGUCGUUAUACACACAACCCGUUCCCGGCAUCGUGAUGGGUGGUGUACUGCCAUUUGGAUGCAUCUUCAUUCAGCUGUUCUUUAUUCUCAACUCGCUUUGGUCCAGUCAGAUGUACUACAUGUUCGGAUUCCUGUUCCUUGUGUUCGUGAUCCUGGUGAUCACGUGCUCGGAGACGACGAUCCUGCUGUGUUACUUCCACCUGUGCGCGGAGGACUACCACUGGUGGUGGCGCGCCUUCCUCAGCUCGGGCUCCACGGCCGGCUACUUGUUCAUCUACUGCUGCCACUACUUCGUCACCAAGCUCAACAUAGAGGACGCCGCCUCGACCUUCCUCUACUUCGGAUACACCCUUAUAAUGGUCUUCUUGUUUUUCCUCCUCACCGGCACCAUCGGAUUCAUGGCCUGCUUCUGGUUCGUCAGAAAAAUCUACAGUGUCGUCAAAGUCGAUUAAUUUACGCGGCGUUAGGUUAAGUAUCGGGUGUUGGUACAGCGGUAUUGACGAGUCCGUCGUGGGCGCCUAUGUUAUGUAUAAAGCCGAGUUGUUACACCAAAGCGUUAUUUUUCUGAAAAAUGCGCUAUUUGUUGCGUGAGAACCUUCCGCCUAGUCCAUUCGUUUGUGAAAUGUCUUGUGUAUUGAUGGCCUGGUGAUCUAAGUGACAUUGACCUCAAUACUAGGGAUUUUAAUAAACAAUAAUAAUAUCGAAUCACGGACAUGACUAUAUUGCAAUGGAUGUCGAGAUGAGCCACGUGCCCACACAUGAGCCCGGCAGCCUGCCGGCCCCUGUAGUGCGGCAGUGUGACAAGUGAGACUGCUGUACACAUUGUGAUUAAUUGUAUAAAACUUUAUAAUGCUAAUAUAAUAAAUUGAUAGUCCCUGUGCGUCUUUUGUUUGUUUAUUAUUUAGAUUUAAUUUGAAUGUUAGGUCGUAUACAUAUUGUCUGAAAUCUGCACUAUAUUGCGAUAACUUCCAGUAGUGAGAAUCUUCUUCAAUGUGUAUGCUGCCUUUAGUUGCUAGCUGUGUAUUUUUUUUCUGUGAAUGGAAUUUGAAGCUUAUAUUUAUACUUACAUAUUUUUUAUUACACGGUUUUAUUUAUUUUUUGAAAUCAGCUAUAUAUUUACAACCCUGCACAAGAAAACUAGUUAGUAAACCCGUGGAUUAUAUCCGAUAAAAACAAUUGACUAAUAUAGUACUUAACUGUGCCCUAUACAAUAUCAAGGAAUACUAAAAUAAUGUGAUUUACGAGUAAGGGAUUCGAUGAUAUUUUAACCAUGUAUAAUGUAUAUUGCAAUUAAAACAUAAGUGAGAUUAAGCAUUUUUAAAUAAAAUUAUUAGGGAUAAUGAAUACUUCAGAUUGAUUUCGUUUCCCGUGUUAUCGUGUGGAUGUGGCAUGAUUGGAACUAAAUAUUCAACGUAACUAAUUAAUUGAAUAGUUGUCCAUAUCACAGUUAUAAUAAUAAAAAUGUGUAGUCAACAUAUUUGUCGUGAUAAAUUAAAGCUGCGUCAAAACAUUUGGAGUAGAUUAAACAUUUUGACGAAUUGUUAGGAAAGUUAUAAAGGUAUUGGUAGUUUAAUAUUCCUAAAUUAAAUGUAUAAUAAGAAACUAUUACUCUAUAAAUCCAUACGAUGACACUAUUAGAUUAUUAUUUUAGUUUCUAUUGUUUAAAAACACAUACAUGUAUCGUAUGCAUAUUAUGCAAUUUAAUUUAAAUGUAAUUUUAUUUUAUUAUUAUUUUAAAAUUAUACUUAGUUGAAACAGUUGAAUGUAAAUAAAAAACCUACAUAUUUUAAAAA
Messenger RNA from Spodoptera frugiperda (fall armyworm), 3528 nucleotides. RefSeq names its product transmembrane 9 superfamily member 2 (gene TM9SF2). The record is from RefSeq and is a predicted model, not a curated record. Lineage: Eukaryota; Metazoa; Arthropoda; Insecta; Lepidoptera; Noctuidae. The transcript is spliced from 9 exons. Gene Ontology annotation, cellular component: membrane. Bases 214 to 2187 code for a protein of 657 amino acids. Gene Ontology annotation, biological process: protein localization to membrane.